AUGAAGUAUAAGGCUAUUGUCAUGGAUUUUGAUGGAACAAUUGUUGAUGGGAUGAGUGCUUGGAUUAAUAUGUAUAAAGCAUUUGAUCAGAAAUAUGACAUCAUAUUAUCCCAAGAAAAGAAAGACAGAAUUUAUGUUGGUUCAGUAAGAAGUGUUGCUACAAACUACCUCUCUUUAUUCAAACACUUGAACGAUCACUUUACUGUAGAUUCUUUGACACGUUAUUUUGUUGAUAAUUCAAGAGAAGGCACAUUGACUUCCCCACCAAUAAAAGGGGUUAUAGAAUUUAUUAUCGAGGUUCAUAAAAAAAAUAUUCCUAUUGCCAUUGCAUCUUCAAGUACUGUCCCAACAAUUCAAGAAUUUCUUAAAAAACAUGACAUUUCACACUGUAUACAAACAAUAGUUGUUGGAAGUGAUGUAAAACAUUGUAAACCUGCUGUGGAUAUUUAUGUUGAGGCGUCUCAUCGUUUAGGUCAUGACAUUAAUGAUACUGUAGUUUUUGAAGAUUCAGUUUUAGCAUUGACCAAUGUAAAAAAAGCAGGUUUUAAGAGUGUGUUAAUUAGUGAUGCAGAGGUAUCAUCAGAAAGUUAUGACAUUCAAAUAAAAGAUUAUUUCUCUCCAUCUUUAAAGGAAUUAUUCUAA
This is a messenger RNA of Entamoeba dispar SAW760, 642 nucleotides long. RefSeq names its product 2-deoxyglucose-6-phosphate phosphatase, putative. Gene Ontology annotation, molecular function: phosphatase activity. NCBI's taxonomy places the organism in Eukaryota, Evosea, Mastigamoebida, Endamoebidae. The transcript has a single exon. The coding region runs from base 1 to 642 and encodes 213 amino acids. The record is from RefSeq and is a predicted model, not a curated record.